Pieris napi is the source of this 1783-nucleotide messenger RNA. Its product is annotated as WW domain-binding protein 11. NCBI's taxonomy places the organism in Eukaryota, Metazoa, Arthropoda, Insecta, Lepidoptera, Pieridae. Gene Ontology annotation, biological process: mRNA cis splicing, via spliceosome. Gene Ontology annotation, cellular component: spliceosomal complex. The transcript is spliced from 10 exons. Bases 142 to 1755 code for a protein of 537 amino acids. The record is from RefSeq and is a predicted model, not a curated record.
UUCUAAUUCUACCUAGUCUGUGAGAGAGAUGGGGCUAAGCUAGGACUCUAGGAGUUUGCAAAUAAAUGUGAUAAAAAUUGUUAUUAUAUUAAAAGCUAAUAAAAUUUUAUUUCGUAAACAGUUUAAAUAUAUCAAAUCAAAAUGGGUCGACGAUCAAUAAAUACCACCAAGAGUGGUAAAUACAUGAAUCCCACGGAUCAAGCUCGCAAGGAAGCCCGAAAGAAGGAACUGAAGAAGAAUAAACGACAACGACAAAUGGUCAGGGCAGCAGUGCUCAAAAUGAAAGAUCCUACACAGAUUCUUGAUGAGCUACAAAAAAUCGAUGAAAUGGAAUAUAAUGUAUUACAACCCUCGCCGCUGAAUGAAAAAGUGUUGAAAGAGAAGAGAAAAAAGUUAAAAGAAACAUUUGAUAGGGUGUUAAAGAUGUAUUACAAGGAUGAUCCAGAAAAGUGGGUUGACUUAAAACGUCAAGAAGUGGAGUAUGAGAAAAGAAGAGCUCAUUUGAUAUCUUAUUAUGAAUCUGUAAAACAUGCACAAUCAGUGCAAGUUGAUGAUAUUCCUUUGCCAACACUACAGGUCCCUGAUAACUUGAUUUAUGGAAACUUGCCAUUACAAAUACCACUUCCAGCUGAUACAUUACAUCCAAGUGUACCAAUGAAACCAAUUCUAAAGAAGGAUUCUGCAUAUAAAGAAAGACCAGCAGGAGUAGAGCCCCCAGGGGUGCCCCCAGGUCCACCACCCGAUUAUGGUCUUUUACUUGCUGAGGCUGUCAAGUUAAGCAUAUCUGAGAAGAAGACCAUACGUUUCUCUGAUAUAGCUGAUGACGGACCACCGGGAAUUAACGUAAACUCUAGCGUAUCUAAGAUUAAAAAAGGAGAGUGUUGCCAAAAUCUGGAUGCAAGCAAUGAUGAAGCAAUGGAUGAGGAUAGCCCACCCAGCCCAAUCCCUCCAGGUGUCCAAAACGGUAGUAUCGCUGAUGCCCCUGGUGCCCCUGGGGUCCCUGGAGCCCCCGGCGCUGCGGCUGCUCCAAAGCCCACAUCACUACAGCAACGAAUGUUGGCUCUCUCUGGGCAGAAUAUAGACGACUUUAUGAAGGAGAUGGAAGAGGUUCACCGAAAGAGAGAGAGGGACAGAGCUGCGGAUUUGAAUGCACGUUUGAGUGCACUCAAGCGGACUAAAGCCGGUCGCGAUAGUGACUCUGACAGUGAGCCCGAGAACUCAGUCGACGUGGAGCCACCAGGGUUAGAAGUACGGCCCAUGAUACCCCCACCGUUAAUGCCAGUUUCAGGUCUACGUCCCCCAAUGCUUCGAGUGCCCCCCGGUGCACCACCUGGUGUCCCCCCUGGGGUUCCUCCAGCGCCCCCCGGUCUGCCACUUGUGAUGCCCCCUGGACCCCCACCCGGUCUACCCGGUCGGCCGUUACGUCCCCCUGGGCCUCCCCCCGGUGCGCCUCCGCGACUCAUGAGACCAUUAGUGCCCCCACCACCACAUGUAUCAGUACUGACGGCUGCCCCACAACUCAUUCAGAAGAAGGAUGCGCCACAGAGUGCAACAAUAAGUGCGAAGCCCCAAAUCCGGAAUUUAUCAGCGGAUGUCACGCGUUUUGUGCCUUCAGCGUUGCGUGUCAAACGUGAAGAUAAAAGGACGAAGACCGAGCUUAAGGCGACAAUACAUAGGACUGAAAUGCCAAAACAAGUGCCAACCAAAGAUGACGCUUAUAUGCAGUUCAUGAAGGAAAUGGAAGGACUAUUAUAGAAUUAAAUAAAUAUUAUAAGAGUUUUGA